Molecule: messenger RNA, 1583 nt
Organism: Medioppia subpectinata
Lineage: Eukaryota; Metazoa; Arthropoda; Arachnida; Sarcoptiformes; Oppiidae
Source: the annotation of a GenBank genome assembly
CAAAAACAAAUCAUGGGAAAACUUACCCUGAUCGCUAUUCUGUUGGCUUGCGUAGCCGUGUCAUUACAGUCGCCGACCAAACAAGUCGACCAAAUGGUUGAUUAUAUCAAUAAUUUGGGAACAACGUGGAAGGCAGAAAAACAGUUUGACGACUCGUAUUCAUUGGAUUACAUCAAAGGCCUGAUGGGAGUGCCGGCACUGACCGAACGGGCAUUCGGCUCAACACCCGCUUACGAUCCGGAGCUGGAAAUACCGGAAACCUUUGACGCCCGCACUCAGUGGCCAACCUGUGCCUCAAUCAAAGAGGUCAGAGACCAGGGCUCGUGCGGCUCGUGCUGGGCGUUCGCCACCGUUGAAGCCAUCAGUGACCGCAUAUGCAUCGCAUCGCAGGGCAAACAACAGGUAGAGGUGUCGGCCGAGAAUCUGGUGGCCUGUUGUAGCGCUUGCGGUAACGGGUGUAGAGGCGGUUGGCCCGAACAGGCCUGGAGUUACUACGAGCGCACGGGUCUGGUGUCGGGCGGUCUGUACGCCUCGCACGUCGGUUGUCAGCCAUACUCUAUCAACGCGUGCGAACACCACGUGUCCGGACAUCUGCCGCCCUGUGAUAAGGAGCUCCGGCCGACACCCAAAUGCCAGCACACGUGCGAAGCCGGAUAUAACGGCACCUACGCUAAGGACUUGCAUUUUGGUAAAUCUUCGUACGGAUUCAGUAAUGAGAAUCAGGCGCUACAACAGGAUAUCAUGAAGAAUGGACCCGUCGUCUCAACUUUCCAGAAUUUGUCGACUCUAUUAAUCUUCUAUUACGUGAACUAUUUUCAAAUCCUAUUCAUUCCCAUUACCUUGGUCAUUGUCGCGCCUUUAGAUCGUAAUCAAUGUCCUGAACCUUGGAUAUUCCCCACAUGGAUGGUCGGUGUGCGCAAAAAUGGCCUCGAUAUGGACGACAUGUCCCGGUGCCCAAAGGCGGUGGACGCACAGCGUAUAUGCAAUUUACUCGAAAAGAACUGGCGGUACGAGUGCCGCAAAAAGCGGCCCAAAUUCUGGAGGGCUCUCUUCUGGACAUUUGGCAAACACUAUAUUUUGCCAUUUUGCGUAUUUUUAUUCGAGGAAAGUGUAAUCCGUAUCGCUCAGCCCAUUUUGCUCGGGUAUGUGAUUGACUACUUCAGUGGCGUACCCGCAGUCACUUACCAGGAGGCUUGUGUGGCUGCGGCGGGAGUGUGCCUGUGCUCAGCCCUGUUUAUUACACUACACCACCCGAUGCUAGUGUUUAGCCAAGAGGUCGGUAUGCGUAUGCGGAUCGCCAGCUGUGCGCUCAUGUAUAAAAAGUCACUCAAAUUGAGCCGAGCAUCGCUCGGCAAGACUACUGUCGGUCAAAUUGUUAACAUUAUGUCCAACGAUGUGAACCGUUUUGACGAGUUUUCUACAUUUGUACACUAUCUGGUGUUAGGACCGGUACAGGCAGUGAUUGUGUCCUACAUUAUGUAUACACAUCUCGGAUGGUCAGCGUUUGUCGGCGUGGCUCUACUCGUACCGUUCAUACCGUUUCAAUUGUUUAUUGGUAAACUGUUCUCGAUGUUUAGGUAAAU